This is a messenger RNA of Condylostylus longicornis, 586 nucleotides long. RefSeq names its product complex III assembly factor LYRM7. The record is from RefSeq and is a predicted model, not a curated record. NCBI's taxonomy places the organism in Eukaryota, Metazoa, Arthropoda, Insecta, Diptera, Dolichopodidae. Gene Ontology annotation, biological process: mitochondrial respiratory chain complex III assembly. Bases 107 to 502 code for a protein of 131 amino acids. The transcript is spliced from 4 exons.
UUUCAAAACCAUAUGGUACAUGUAUAGUAUUUGUAAACAAUAAUAAAACUUUGAAUAAUAUUUCCAUUAUGUAAACCAUGAUUGAUUAUAUAGAAGAAAUACGAAAAUGGAAAAUUUCUUAAGAAGACAGGUUUUGGCACAGUUUAAAAAAUUACAUCAAACAAGAAAAUUAAUAUUUAAUGGAGAUGAAAGAGCUCUUAUAGAAUCAAGAAAACUUAUAAACGAAGGGUUUAAAAAGAAUAAAUACUUGAAAGAAAAAUUAGAAAUACAAAAGGAAAUCCAGUUUGCUAUAGAUGUAAGGAAAGAAUUAGAAAACAAUGUUAUUCAAGCUGUGGAAACAAAACCUGGAGUUUAUGAAGCCAAUGUUCGAGAUAACAUUUUAAUGGAAAAUUAUAUGUUCAAUCCAGAUGCUGUUCUUACAAAACCUGCUAAAGGGAAAAAAUGUUGCAAUAGCGAAACUCAAGGUUCAAAAGAACCAAGUAAUAAUAUUCAAAAAAAAUAAAGCAGAACUUAUCAUGAAUAUAUACAUGUAAUUUAUUCUUACUUUGAUAAAAUUUAUAAUGUUAUAAAUUUUCUAUUUGCAAAA